Lolium perenne is the source of this 519-nucleotide messenger RNA. The record is from RefSeq and is a predicted model, not a curated record. NCBI's taxonomy places the organism in Eukaryota, Viridiplantae, Streptophyta, Magnoliopsida, Poales, Poaceae.
AUGGUAGUGCUAGAGAAGGGAGGCGAAGGCCCAGGAGCUGCAGAGCUCGUGAGCGCCAGCGGCAGAGAGGCGUUUCUCCGUCCGGCUGAGCUUGAUCUCAUUGGCAUGGUCGGUGUGGAGGCGCCUCUGCCUGCCGUGCGGGCCGGCGUGUCACUGUUGGCGCAGGCCGAGCAGGAGCCGACGCAGCUGUUCCGGUGCCACUACUGCCGGCGCCAGUUCUACAGCUCGCAGGCGCUCGGUGGGCACCAGAACGCGCACAAGCGUGAGCGCACGCUCGCAAGGCGCCACGCCGGCGUGCUGCUGGCACUGGAAUGGGACGAGCGCGCGUUCGCCAUUCACGGCGAGGCGGCACCGAACGACCUUCGGAGGUUGUUGCGUGCAUCGAACGUCUGCAGGACGACGGCGGCGGUGGCCGGCAAGGACGAAGGGGAGCGGCGCUGGAUUGGUGGCCGAAGUGUUGCGCACUAUGGUGAUGGAGAUAAAGAGCUGCCAAAGCUUGACUUGACGCUGAAGCUGUAA